Osmia bicornis bicornis is the source of this 1587-nucleotide messenger RNA. RefSeq lists its product as uncharacterized. Lineage: Eukaryota; Metazoa; Arthropoda; Insecta; Hymenoptera; Megachilidae. The transcript has a single exon. The coding region runs from base 1 to 1587 and encodes 528 amino acids. The record is from RefSeq and is a predicted model, not a curated record.
AUGUUUAGGCAAAUUUGCGUUGCGCGUAAUGAUCAAGAUUUGCAGCGAAUAGUAUGGGCUCCUAGUUCUUCGGAGAUGCCGGUGGUAUAUCGUUUGACCACCGUCACGUAUGGGACGGCGUGUGCUCUCUAUCUUGCGAUACGUACGCUCCUGCAGUUAGCGGAGGAUGAGAAAUCGCGUUUUCCACUCGGAGCUCAAUGCUUGGAAUUCAAUACGUACGUGGACGACACGUUUGCGGGUGCGGACGAACUUUCAAUCGCGUUGCGUACUAGACAGGAGCUCAUUGAACUUCUGAAAUCGGCGGGCGUCGAGCUUGAUAAGUGGGCCGCGAAUCAUUCUGAUUUGUUACCUCCUAACGCGCAACAACCCGGGAAGGAGGAAUCGAAAUCGAUAAAUCUUGAUGAGUCGGUUAAAACGCUGGGGGUUCAGUGGAAUCCACAUCACGAUGAGUUUCGUUUCACCACGUCAGGUUUUGAAGAUUUGUCCAGAGAGGUGACCAAACGGGCCGUCCUUUCAAAUAUUGCGCGCUUGUUUGAUCCGCUGGGGUGGUUGGCUCCGGUCACGAUAAGCGCCAAAAUCUUAAUGCAGGAUCUUUGGAUUCUGAAGGUCGGCUGGGAUUCCGUUUUACCGGUGGAAGUGCAGGAUAGAUGGAGUGAAUAUUGUAAUUCACUUUCGGCCAUGCCUGCAUUGUCAAUUAAUCGAUGGUUGGGAGCCUCUUGCGAUUCGGGUUCGCAAAUUCACGGGUUUUCCGACGCUUCAUCCCGCGCUUAUGCGGCGGCGGUUUAUAUUCGAAUUAACGAAGCAGAUGAUCGUUUCCGUGUCGUACUUUUAGCUGCCAAAAGUAAGGUUGCUCCGAUAAAGACCGUGAGCAUUCCAAAUCUCGAACUGUGUGGAGCGAUGUUGCUUGUUAAGCUUCUUCGUCACGUUCGGAAGCUUGAUUUUUUGCAGAAUAUACCAGUAUUUGCAUGGUCAGACAGUCAGAUUGUUCUGAUGUGGCUUCGGAAACACCCAUGCCACUGGAAGACUUUCGUGGCAAACCGGGUGUCCUUUAUCCAGACAGAGAUGCCGGGUGCUAAAUGGGCACAUGUGCCUACUGGAGAAAAUCCUGCGGAUUUGGCUACGCGUGGAUGUAGGCCUGCAGACUUGAUUGAGGCACGUCUGUGGUGGCAUGGGCCUGAUUGGCUUGCGAUGUACGAGGAGCAUUGGCCCAAGGUGGCACUGGUUCCGCAGAUUUUGCUUGUGGAGGCGACUCCGAGUGAUCCGGAGAUUUUGACUAAAUUUUCCUCAUUGACUCGGCUAAUUCGCGUGGUGGCUUAUUGUCUGCGCCCAUUAAUUGGCUUGCGAAGGCGCAAGGGUAAUCUUCCUGCAUUGCCGGAAUUUUUGACUGCGUCAGGGUUGUCUGGCGCUCGGAUUGCUUUGAUUAGGUUAGCACAGACGCAUGCAUUUGAAGCAGAGAUUAAGUUACUGCAGAUGGGAAAGAGUUUGGCAAAGCGUAACCCGCUACUUAGUUUGGAUCCGUUUUUAGACAAGUCGGACGGUAUUUUGCGUGUUGGGGGGCCGUCUGGGGAAUUCGGUACUGUCACAUGA